This is a messenger RNA of Alternaria arbusti, 552 nucleotides long. RefSeq lists its product as uncharacterized. Gene Ontology annotation, biological process: intracellular protein transport; vesicle-mediated transport. Gene Ontology annotation, cellular component: plasma membrane; cytoplasm. The transcript is spliced from 4 exons. The coding region runs from base 1 to 552 and encodes 183 amino acids. Gene Ontology annotation, molecular function: GTPase activity; GTP binding. The record is from RefSeq and is a predicted model, not a curated record. Lineage: Eukaryota; Fungi; Ascomycota; Dothideomycetes; Pleosporales; Pleosporaceae.
AUGGGUCUCACAUUUUCGAAGCUGUUCGAUAAGCUAUGGGGAAAGAAGGAGAUGCGCAUUCUCAUGGUCGGUCUUGACGCUGCCGGAAAGACCACCAUUCUCUACAAGCUCAAGCUCGGUGAAAUCGUCACCACCAUCCCCACCAUCGGUUUCAACGUCGAGACCGUCGAGUACAAGAACAUUCAGUUCACCGUGUGGGAUGUCGGCGGUCAGGACAAGAUCCGUCCUCUGUGGAGGCAUUACUUCCAGAACACCCAGGGUAUCAUCUUCGUCGUUGACAGCAACGAUCGCGACCGUGUUGUUGAGGCGCGUGAGGAGCUCCAGCGCAUGUUGAACGAGGACGAGCUGCGGGACGCUCUCCUCCUUGUCUUUGCCAACAAGCAGGAUUUGCCUAACGCCAUGAACGCCGCUGAGAUCACCGACAAGCUUGGUCUUCACAGCCUCCGACAACGUGCCUGGUACAUCCAGUCGACUUGCGCUACCUCCGGUGACGGUCUCUACGAGGGUCUCGAGUGGUUGAGCAACUCUCUUCGCAAGGCCGGUCACAACUAA